Molecule: messenger RNA, 1499 nt
Organism: Caenorhabditis sp. 36 PRJEB53466
Lineage: Eukaryota; Metazoa; Nematoda; Chromadorea; Rhabditida; Rhabditidae
Source: the annotation of a GenBank genome assembly
AUGUCCGGUUUCGAAAUGUCCCGGAGCCUUGGAUUGGUAGUCUCAAUCCCGUUUGGCUGUCUGGCUGUGUUCGCACUUUCGAUUUUCCUGGGCAAAUGUCUGUAAGUUUUUUUCAGGGCUGGGAAAAAAAGCCGGGCGAUGCCGGGCUGAAAAGCGAGCCUCUCGAAAAAUCAUCGUCCAGAUCAUUUCCGUGGUCAGAGGCAUCUACUUCAUCUUUUACUUGUUAGGCUCAUAAAAACAGCAAAUAGUGUUGGCGCAAACUUCCCGAGUAAAAUACAGUUUGAACCGGAUACAAUUGUUUACAGGUACCAGUUUCUCUACAAACUGAACUCCCAAGCGAAUGAACCCGUGCACGUGUUGACCAACAACACAGGUAAGCGACACGUCAACCCGCGCCCUUCCGGUCCUGGCCUAUCCACCGUUGUACUUUACGAGUCAAAAAGCAAAAGGCGCACGAGUUUCUGAAAAUGUACAAAACAGUUGAUUCAAACUUUGGCUUCGCGAGCCCGCGCGGAGCCAUAGGUGCGGGGAGUUUGAAAAACUAAAAAAAAAUUUUCCGACCUGGCGGCAACCAUAAGACCCCCCCCCCCCCUUAUGACAAAAAUUUUGAAUAGAAUUUUUCCGAACCAGCGGAAAUCAUAAGACUCCCCCCUUAUGAGAUUAGAGAGAAAAAAUUCUGUGCAAAGAAACAUUUAGUAAUUGAAGGGACUACUGUAGGAAACUAAAGGCGCAUGCCGCUUCAGGACCGGGUCUCGACACGAAAAUAAACAGUAAGCAACUGCACAAGCAAAUUUUUAGGUGACUCGAAUUUUAGGCUUUUUUUUAAUUGAAAAUCUUCGUUCUAAUUAUAAAAUUGAAAUUUCCUACCGUUUUCCAACUGAUUAUUUAGGUUUUUUCUCGAAUUUUAGGCCUUUUUUAUAGAAAAUCUUCGUUCUAAUUAUAAAAUUGAAAUUUCCUACCGUUUUCCGACUGAUUAUUUACUUGUUUCAGGACAAAAUGGUGAUGAGUGGCUGCAACAAGGAUGCCGAUGAGCAAGACGGCAGCAACGCAAACAUGCCAGGAUUCGUUCGUAAGUGAACAUUAAUUCAAAAAAGGGAAUAAUGUACACAAAACGGCGGUCUUGCAGGAAUUAUGGAAGGAAUCGCUGACGGUGUGACACGCGACGACAUCGUGCUGUUUUACGACCUCGUCGUGUACCUACUCGCGAUUGUUGGAGCGGUUGUAUUCUACAACAAGUGAGUGCUCAGAGCUAGGAAUAAUUAAAAACAUCGAUAGUUUUCUUCAGAUGCGGCGAGUGGAUGGGCCGCGGCCGAGGAGUACUCGUGGUGUUCUUCUGGUGGGCCGUCCAGAUCGGAGGCCGCUGGGCCAACGACCUGUGGGAGCAGCUCACUGGUCGAAGACGUCGCGGCGGGGAAGAGGACGAGGUCCACCGCCGCCUCGACCAGCUCAGACGUGAGCUCCUGCACGAAGAGGCGGACGUCUACGCGAUGGGUGUCUAA